AGGACAAUGAAGUACUUCAACCCGCAUGGACCAGCCCCCAAGCGCAAGCCCAAGGUGCCCGUCAAGCCCACCGUCACGGGGGUGUGGUCCCCGGACGAGCACAAGCGAUUUCUGAUUGCGCUCGAGCAAUUCCCCCACGGCCCUUGGAAGGCGAUCGCGACCCACGUCGGGACGCGCACAGCACGCCAAACGCAAACGCACGCGCAGAAGUACCGUCAAAAGCUCAUUCGGAGGGUGCCCUGUCCCGACCAAGCCAAAGACGUCAUGUUCAGCCUCGUCCAGGCCGACUUGAGCGAAACCCUCGCUGAUAGUAGCGCGGCGUCCUCCCCGCGACAAGUUCCCGUCGAGGUCAAGGCCGAAGACGACGACAACAUAUCCAACGUAGUCGACGAACUCAACAACGCUCUCACGUUCCUGCCAUCCCUCGACACGUGCUUGGACUUUUUCUGGCAUACUCUAAUGGUCGAGUCAGAUCCCUAGCUCUUUAGUCUGUCCGAUAUUUAUAGUACCGAGUUCUCUUAUAUUUUGACGUCCAAUUCUAGCAUAAAUCAUAAACACCACCUCCGUAA
Saprolegnia diclina VS20 is the source of this 569-nucleotide messenger RNA. RefSeq lists its product as hypothetical. NCBI's taxonomy places the organism in Eukaryota, Oomycota, Saprolegniomycetes, Saprolegniales, Saprolegniaceae. Gene Ontology annotation, molecular function: DNA binding. The transcript has a single exon. The record is from RefSeq and is a predicted model, not a curated record. Bases 7 to 480 code for a protein of 157 amino acids.